AUAUUGGUGUAUAGGUCGGAUGUGACCAGUUAUAAGGGGACACACUUCCGCUAAAAAGUGUUGUGGAAAGAAGUCUGAUAUUAAACUCACCAUCUCAGAACUACCUACUCUCGACUCCCACAAUGUCGAUAUAUUCUAUAAAUGUUAAGAUGAAAGGAUUUUUGUAUUCAUAUGCAUAUUUAAACACAUAUAGUCUUUAAAUAAAAAGUUGCCAGUAUAUUCUAGCUUUUUUGUCACAGUCGUCCACAAAAGAAUAGGCAAUAACACACCGACAUAAAUGUUUACUGUCAAUAAAUAUUCCCGUAAUAACAUAACGUGUAUAAAUGAGUCCACUCUUCGGUUAAAAGUACGAUAAAAAAAAAUAUAAAGUACAAAACAAGCCCGCCUAAACGACAACAAAAAGCUUCUCUUCCGCCAAAAUGUUAACUUCCAUCUCUGGCCGAAUCUCCCGCCACGGAGAGCGUCAGGGGGCGGUCUGUCGUGACGUAAGCUCCGGUGUCUCUGGCCUGAACCAAUGAGCAUCGGGGAGCGGCCGUUGUCCGACCAAUCAAAAGAGCUACUGGCCGGAAACAGCUGCUCUUGCUUUGGAGGCGGGGAAUUAUUGGCGCUAAAGUCUGCUUGUUGGAGGAGAAAGACGGAGGCGCGCGAUCCGAGUCUGAAGACACUUUCUGACCACGUCUUUCAAGAAAAGGUGAACACGAUGCCGAGCACGCGCUCCCAGGGUCUCGCCCAGCCCACCCUGUCCUUCCCCAGACGCAAGUCCUGUCGGGGGUCUUCCGAGACCAAAGCCUCUCAAGUGGAGAAACCGUCGGCCAAGAAGAUCCAGGCCCAAACUGGACCAAAGACCCAGGCCCAAAGUGGACCAAAGACCCAGGCCCAAACUGGACCAAAGACCCAGGCCCAAACCGGACCUAAGACCCUGGCCCAAACCGGACCGAUGAAGCCCCCCCCCUUGCUGUCCAACGCCGUUCUUCUCUCGCCGAGACGCGGCGUGACGGCGGCCCCCCCCUCGCCCGCCAGGCUGCCUCUCAGCCCGCGCAAACGCACAGGCGAAGACAACGUCCUCAACGUCUGCGCUCAGCAGGCGUCUCCGCCCAAGCAGAGCAGGCCGACCACGCCGCUGACGUCCCCGCGGCGCCUGGCCUUCGAUGAAAACUCGCCCGUCUGCGUUCGCCGCCGGCUGAUCCCUUCCUCCCCCGCCGCCGCUUCGUCGCCAGGGCGACCAAGUGGAAGUCCGGCCCGGCCGAGUCAGGACCAGAAGAAGGCUGAAAGGUCCAGGUUCCUCAGCGUCAAGCAGGCGCUCCACACCGCCUUCCCCCCGCGUCUUCUGUCCCGCGACCACCAGCGAGACGCCAUCAGCUCCUUCCUCAGGGACACGGCCGCCCGCCGCCUGCCUGGCGGUCUCUACAUCUCGGGGGCACCGGGGACCGGAAAGACCGCCUGUCUGGACCGUGUGCUGCUCGACAUGAAGGAUGAGUUGCAGAGUGUGCAGACUGUGAUCAUCAACUGUAUGAGUGUGAGGACUUCUCACUCCAUCUUCCCUCUGCUGGCACACAUGCUGGACCUGCACCUUCCCGCUGGACCUGCUGGACCUGCAGGACCCCCGACUCUGCGGGCACACCUCACCUCACCUGGACCUGCUGUGCUCCUGGUUCUGGACGAGAUGGACCAGCUGGACAGCAAGUCCCAGGAAGUCCUUUACACCAUCUUUGAGUGGCCUCACCUGCCCAAGUCCCGCCUCUGUCUCAUCGGGGUCGCCAACGCGCUGGACUUGACCGAGCGCAUCCUGCCCAGACUUCAGGCGCACCCUCGCUGUCGACCCCGGCUGAUCAACUUCCCGCCAUACAGCCGCCAGGAGCUGACCGCCAUCGUGCAGGACCGCCUGGCGCAGGCGUCGGCGGGCGGGAUCCUGGACGCCUCCGCCGUGCAGUUCUGCGCCCGCAAAGUGUCGGCCGUGUCGGGGGACGCCAGGAAGGCUCUGGACAUCUGCAGGAGAGCGGUGGAGAUGGUGGAGUCAGACGGCAGGAAGACGGCGUGCCCGCAGAAAGAGGAGGCGUGCCGCGUCAGCGUCCCUCAGGUGGCGCGCGUCCUCUCCGAAGUGUACGGCGACCGCAUGGCGUCUCAGGGCGGCGCCCCCGAUGGCGAGAACUUCCCUCUGCAGCAGAAACUUCUGGUGUGCUGCCUGCUGCUGCUGGCACGCGGCGGGAAGAGCAAGGAAGUCCUGCUCGGCAAGCUCCACGAGGUCCACAGCCGCCUGUGCGCUCAGAGGCAGGUGGGCGGAGUCAACCAGGCCGAGUGUUUGUCGCUCUGCUCGCUGCUGGAGAGUCGAGGAGUCUUCGCUCUGAAGAAAGCCAAAGAAGCGCGACUCACUAAAGUGUUCCUGAGGAUGGAGGAGAAAGACGUGGAAAACGCUCUGAAGGAUCGCACGCUGGUCGGCAGCAUCCUGGCGGCCGGACUCCCUUGAGCUUCUUUUUUUUUUCCCCCCAUUUUAUUUUGUAUCUUUUUUUUUUUUUUUGAAGGUGAACUUUUAAAGGUGCCUUUUUUAUUAUUAUAAAAUUCUCAUUUUUGCUGAGGAUGUCAUUUUUGAAGUCAGGUUUGUUGUUAAAAAAAUAAACCGACAGAUUUAUUUCUUUUAAA
Nerophis ophidion (straightnose pipefish) is the source of this 2637-nucleotide messenger RNA. It is a transcript of the gene cdc6, whose product is annotated as cell division cycle 6 homolog (S. cerevisiae). The record is from RefSeq and is a predicted model, not a curated record. The transcript is spliced from 11 exons. Gene Ontology annotation, biological process: mitotic DNA replication checkpoint signaling; cell division; DNA replication initiation. Gene Ontology annotation, molecular function: DNA replication origin binding. Gene Ontology annotation, cellular component: nucleus. The coding region runs from base 515 to 2464 and encodes 649 amino acids. NCBI's taxonomy places the organism in Eukaryota, Metazoa, Chordata, Actinopteri, Syngnathiformes, Syngnathidae.